CAAUACACGCACACAACUCACACAUAAACACAUAACAUUCUCAAAGAGCGAACGUUCAAGCGAUUUGGUAGCACUUUUCUGUCGCUGUUAAUUAACAGCAGGGCUUAGAGCAGCGUUAACAGCUGAGAGAGAGAGAGAGCGAGAACGUGCAUUAUUUGCGUCCUCCCACUCCUUGAACACAACGCACAACGAAUACACUUACACACACAUGCAUAUCGACAUGGAUAGAGAGAGCCUGCCGCGCGUUCCAGACACACACGGCGAUGUCGUCGAUGAGAAAUUAUUCUCGGAUCUUUACAUACGCACCAGCUGGGUGGACGCUCAAGUGGCACUCGAUCAGAUUGAUAAGGGCAAGGCGCGUGGCAACCGCACGGCAAUCUAUCUGCGUUCAGUAUUCCAAUCCCACCUCGAAACGCUCGGCAGCUCCGUGCAGAAGCAUGCGGGCAAGGUGCUAUUUGUGGCCAUUUUGGUUUUAAGCACAUUUUGUGUGGGCCUCAAAAGCGCACAGAUACACUCGAAGGUGCAUCAGCUGUGGAUACAGGAGGGCGGUCGACUCGAAUCGGAAUUGGCCUACUCGCAGAAGACGAUCGGUGAGGAUGAGUCAUCGACGCAUCAGCUGAUCAUACAAACGGCACACGAUCCGAACGCAUCUGUGCUGCAUCCGCAAGCGUUGCUCUCCCAUCUGGAGGUGCUCGUCAAGGCGACAGCGGUCAAGGUGCACAUGUUCGAUACGGAAUGGGGCCUGCGGGACAUGUGCAAUAAGCCGACAACGCCCAGCUUCGAAGGACACUAUUAUAUUGAGCAAAUACUUAAGCAUCUGAUACCGUGCUCGAUAAUAACGCCACUCGACUGCUUCUGGGAGGGCAGUCAACUGUUGGGACCCGAAACUCCAGCCUACAUACCUGUCCUCAAUCAGCGACUGAUGUGGAGCACCCUAAAUCCAACAGGUGUGAUGCAGUUCAUGAAACAGCAUAUGUCCGAUCAGAAAACCAGUUUUGACUUCGACACCGUCGAACAGUAUAUGAAACGUGCGGCGAUCAGCAGUGGCUACAUGGAGAAGCCCUGCCUCAAUCCCAAGCAUCCCCACUGCCCGGAUACGGCGCCCAACAAGGGCAGCCAGCAGCCACCCGACAUUGGUGCGAUACUCACCGGCGGCUGUUAUGGCUAUGCAACGAAGCAUAUGCAUUGGCCGGAACAGCUGAUUGUGGGCGGAGCACAGCGCAAUCGCAGCGGCCAUUUGAGGAAGGCCAAAGCGCUGCAGACGGUGGUGCAACUGAUGACCGAGAAGGAGAUGUUCGAUCAGUGGCAGGAUAACUACAAGGUCCAUCACAUCGGCUGGUCACAGCAGAAGGCCGCCGAGGUCCUCAAUGCCUGGCAGCGUAACUUCUCGCGCGAGGUGGAGCAGCUGUUGCGCAAACAGUCUCGGAUUGCGGUCAACUAUGACAUCUUUGUGUUCAGCUCGGCCACCUUGGAUGACAUUCUGGCCAAGUUCUCGCAUCCGUCGGCGGUUAGCAUUGUGAUUGGUGUCGCUGCCACCGUUCUCUAUGCCUUCUGUACGCUGCUGCGCUGGCGUGAUCCUGUCCGUGGCCAGAGUAGUGUUGGCGUCGCCGGUGUCCUGCUCAUGUGCUUCAGCACGGCAGCUGGAUUGGGUCUGUGUGCCCUGCUCGGCAUUGUGUUCAAUGCGGCCAGCACACAGGUGGUGCCAUUUCUGGCACUUGGCCUCGGUGUGGAUCACAUCUUUAUGCUGACGGCGGCGUAUGCGGAAAGCAAUCGCAAGGAGCAAACGAAACUAAUUCUGAAGAAGGUUGGACCGAGCAUCCUGUUCAGUGCGUGCAGCACGGCUGGCUCCUUCUUUGCCGCCGUCUUCAUCCCAGUGCCGGCGCUGAAAGUGUUUUGCCUGCAGGCGGCGAUUGUUAUGUGCUUCAAUUUGGCGGCGGCUCUACUGGUUUUCCCAGCGAUGAUCUCGUUGGAUUUGCGGCGACGCACCGCCGGACGAGCGGACAUCUUUUGCUGUUGCUUUCCGGUGUGGAAGGAGCAACCCAAGCACAUGAACAACAAUAAUAUGCGAAGUGGACGCCACCUGAAGAAUUGCAACAACAAUCGCACAGCUCAACCAGCACAGAAUCCACUAUUGGAAUCGCGUUCAACGGGCAUCAUCAGUGGCGGCUCCUCGCUGCCCUCGUUCUCGCUGGCCAGCUUUGCCUACAAGUAUUAUACGCCGUUUCUCAUGCGCAGCUGGGUUAAGUUUCUGGCCGUGAUGGGUUUCCUGUGCGCCGUCAUCUUUAGUCUGUAUGAGGCGACAUCGUUGCAGGAUGGCUUGGACAUUAUCGAUCUGGUGCCCAAGCAGAGUAACGAGCACAAGUUUCUGGAUGCACAGACGCGUCUCUUUGGCUUCUACUCGAUGUAUGCGGUCACCCAGGGCAACUUUGAGUAUCCGACACAGCAGCAGCUGCUCUGCGAUUAUCAUGAGGCAUACGUCCGGGUGCCGCAUGUCAUCAAGAAUGAUAAUGGCGGCCUGCCGGACUUUUGGCUGAUCCUCUUCCGCGACUGGCUGACCAACUUGCAGCGCAUCUUCGACGAGGAGGUGCGCGAUGGUCGGAUCACAAAGGAGAACUGGUAUUCGAAUGCCAGCAGUGAUGCCAUCCUCGCCUACAAGCUGAUGGUCCAAACGGGCUAUGUAGACAAUCCGGUGGACAAGAGUCUCGUCGAAUCGAAUCGGCUGGUGAACGGCGAUGGCAUCAUCAAUCCCAAAGCAUUCUACAACUAUCUGUCCGCCUGGGCGACAAACGAUGUCUUUGCCUAUGGCGCCUCACAGGGCAAACUCUAUCCGGAACCGCGUCAGUAUUAUCAUGCGCCCAACGAAUACGAUCUGAAGAUACCGAAAAGUCUGCCACUGGUCUACGCACAGAUGCCGUUCUAUCUGCACGGAUUGACGGACACGUCCGAGAUCAAGACACUAAUUGGCCACAUACGCGAUUUGAGUGUCAAGUUUGAAGGAUACGGUUUGCCCAACUAUCCCUCAGGCAUACCGUUUAUCUUUUGGGAACAGUAUAUGACGUUGCGCUCCUCGCUGGCCCUCAUCCUGGCUUGUGCUUUGUUGGCCGCCUUGGUUUUGGUUUCGCUGCUGCUGCUGUCCGUUUGGGCUGCCGUUCUCGUCAUCGUCACUGUGCUGGCCUCGCUCGCCCAAAUCUUUGGCGCCAUGAGCCUGCUGGGCAUUAAGCUAUCCGCGAUUCCAGCCGUCAUCCUAAUACUCGGCGUGGGCAUGAUGCUCUGCUUCAAUGUUCACAUCACACUGGGUUUUAUGACUUCGGUGGGCAAUCGACAGCGGCGCGUUCAUCUGGCCAUGCAGCUGUCACUGGGUCCCUUGGUGCACGGCAUGCUCACCUCUGGCAUGGCUGUAUUUAUGUUGUCCACAUCGCCGUUUGAGUUUGUCAUACGUCACUUUUGCUGGCUGCUGCUGGUUGUGCUUUGUGUGGGCGCCUGCAACAGUCUGUUCGUGUUUCCCAUAAUCCUCAGCAUGCUGGGACCCGAGGCGGAACUGGUGCCACUGGAGCACACCGAUCGUAUAUCGACGCCGUCACCCAUACCAAUGCGCAGCAAGCGCUCCAAUAAAUCGUAUACGGUGAAUGGGACGCGUGGCUCGUCGCGCAACUCCAGCUCGAAUAACUGCCACAAGGCGCAUCACAAUCACAAGGAUGUGAACAUCAAUGAUCCAUCGCUGACGACAAUCACCGAGGAGCCGCAAUCGUGGAAGUCCAGCAAUUCGUCCAUACAAAUGCACAAUGAUUGGAGUGCGCCGUCGACGCCAACGCACAAUCACAACAAUCACAACAAUCACAGCAAUCACAACAAUCACAGCAAUCACAGCAAUCACAACAAUCAUGGCAAUCACAAUUACAAUCCCAAUCUGAACAAUCAUUAUAUGAACAACAUUAACAAUUAUCAGCAACGCGAACGAGAACGCGAACCACAAUCGCAGUACAACCACUCGAAUUGCACAUAUGCGGGUCCACCACCAUCGUAUCACAAGGCCUCGCAGUCACACACACCGCUCGGUAGCUAUGGACCCGGGCCGGAGCUGCAGAGCAUUGUGGUGCAGCCGGAGGUGACAGUGGAGACGACGCUGUCGGAUAGCAACACCACCAAGGUGACGGCGACCGCUAAUAUCAAAGUGGAGCUGGUCACGCCGGGUCGAGCGGUGCGCAGCUAUAACUUUACAAGUUAGCCCCUGGCACUCUAGUUCCAGUUCCUGUAGCCAUUAACCUAGAUAGCCUAUAGCCCAUAAACUAUAACUGUAAACUAUAAAAAUGUAAUCUGUAAAACUGUAAUCUGUAAAACUGUAAUCUGUAAAACUGUAAUCUGUAAUCUGUAUGCAUGAUAGUUAAUUACACCAUAUAUACACAAUAUAUAUAUAUAUAUAUAUAGCGAGAGAGAUCAGCUGCUAAGCUUUGUAUGUAUGUAUUUGUUAGCACCUAAGGCAUUCUUAUAAUUAUAGAGUUAUUUAUUGUAACACACACAAACAAAAAAAAAACACACACAAACACUGCUAUGUACUUAUAUUCGUCUUAUAUUCGUUCAAAUGUCGAAAACCAACAAAAAACAACAUUAGUAAUUUAUAGCAUUUAAAUUAGUUUAAAUAUGUACAUAAAACACAAGGACUUGAACCAAAAUAGUAUCGCUUAAAAAAAAAAAACAAAAACAAAACACAAUGAAUCUAAGAAUAAAUAUAAAAACAAAAAAAAAAAAAAAAAAACACAAAAGUCGAAGUCUAAAAAAGCAAGUGAGAAGAAUCCCUUCCGUAGGUACUUACAACCAAAAUUAAUAAAUGAAAGCAAAAAUAUAUAUAUACAUAAGUAUAUAAUAAAAUGUUUACGCUCAAGGGACAUGGACAGGGACAAUGAGUUGGGGUCCUGUUGCCAAAUAACACACACAAACACACACAUUAUACAGUUCUUAAAAAGCGAAAGCAUUUAAAUAAAA
Drosophila grimshawi is the source of this 4980-nucleotide messenger RNA. RefSeq names its product protein patched (gene ptc). Gene Ontology annotation, molecular function: hedgehog family protein binding; smoothened binding; hedgehog receptor activity. The record is from RefSeq and is a predicted model, not a curated record. The coding region runs from base 209 to 4225 and encodes 1338 amino acids. Lineage: Eukaryota; Metazoa; Arthropoda; Insecta; Diptera; Drosophilidae. Gene Ontology annotation, biological process: smoothened signaling pathway. Gene Ontology annotation, cellular component: plasma membrane. The transcript has 7 exons.